This is a messenger RNA of Hydra vulgaris (swiftwater hydra), 336 nucleotides long. RefSeq names its product THAP domain-containing protein 1-like. The record is from RefSeq and is a predicted model, not a curated record. Lineage: Eukaryota; Metazoa; Cnidaria; Hydrozoa; Anthoathecata; Hydridae.
AUGGCUGCUGACGACUUGAAUAAAUGGAUUGUUGCAAUGCGUUUAGAAAGCUUUAAUCCAACAAAGAGUUCAAAAAUUUGUUCUAACUAUUUUAAACAAGAAUCGUACAUUGUUUGUGGUUGGAGUUCAAAAAAGCAACUUAAAAAAGAUGCUAUACCAGGCAUUUUUGAUUUUCCUAGCAGUUUAAUGAAACUAGUGAAGCCUAGAAAACCUCCAGCAAAUAGAAAAACCACAUGUGAAAAUAUUGAAACAAUAAAUGAUGCUGCAUCUUUUUCAAGUACCUCAGAAACUGCAUCUUUAGAUAGAGAUGAAUCAUUGGAAUUAAAUGUUUCGUAA